Messenger RNA from Entrophospora candida, 311 nucleotides. NCBI's taxonomy places the organism in Eukaryota, Fungi, Glomeromycota, Glomeromycetes, Entrophosporales, Entrophosporaceae. The record is from the annotation of a GenBank genome assembly.
CUUACAACAGGAAUGGCAGUAUUAGUAUAGGUUACAAUGUUCUUGACAUAAAACCACAAUCUGGCACUUUUCAUGUUAUUACAAUUCAUCACAUUAAAGCAAUGAAGAUACUAACUUCUUCAAUAAAAGACAUCAAAACUUGGAAAUCUUUAAAUGCUUUUGAAUAUUUAAAAUAUAUUGGAAAAGAAGAAGAGAACAAAGGUAAUCUUUUAGCCAGUGAAUUACAAGGUCCAGGUAUACAAGGAAUAUUAGAUAAAAUAGUUUGUAUAAAUUCAAAUUAUUUCUUGAGUGGGACCAAGAGGUUGCUGUAG